Molecule: messenger RNA, 792 nt
Organism: Limanda limanda (common dab)
Lineage: Eukaryota; Metazoa; Chordata; Actinopteri; Pleuronectiformes; Pleuronectidae
Gene: six7
Product: SIX homeobox 7
Exons: 3
Coding region: 1-792 (263 amino acids)
Biological process (GO): eye development; regulation of transcription by RNA polymerase II
Cellular component (GO): nucleus; transcription regulator complex
Molecular function (GO): RNA polymerase II cis-regulatory region sequence-specific DNA binding; DNA-binding transcription factor activity, RNA polymerase II-specific
Source: RefSeq, a predicted model, not a curated record
AUGUUCCCGCUGCCCAUGUUCACCCCGGACCAGGUGGCUCGGGUGUGCGAGAACCUGGAGGACACCGGGGACAUCGAGCGCCUGGGCCGGUUCCUCUGGUCCCUGCCGGCCGCCGUGCCGGGCUCCGCCGGGGAGGCGCUGAACCGGCACGAGUCGGUGAUGCGCGCCCGGGCCCUGGUGGCCUUCCACGGGGGGAACUUCGAGGCUCUGUACCAGAUCCUCCAGAGCCACCGGUUCACUCGGGAGUCCCACGCCAAGCUGCAGGACCUGUGGCUGGACGCGCACUACCGGGAGGCCGAGCGGCUCCGGGGCCGGCCGCUGGGCCCGGUGGAGAAGUACCGGAUCCGCAAGAAGUUCCCUCUGCCCAGGACCAUCUGGGACGGCGAGCAGAAGACCCACUGCUUCAAGGAGAGAACUCGCAGUCUGCUGAGGGAGUGGUACCUGCAGGACCCGUACCCCAACCCGUCCCGGAAGAGGCACCUGGCGCAGGCCACCGGACUCACGCCCACACAGGUCGGCAACUGGUUCAAGAACCGGCGCCAGCGGGACCGGGCCGCAUCGGCAAAGAACAGAUUGCAACAGGAUCCGUCCCACCUUCCCUCCGAGAGCUCCCCGGACGGAUCCCUUCAGGAGCGGCGCCAUCACGCCCACCUGCUGCCGCCCUCCCCCCCCUCCCCUCGCCACCCGGGCAGCCCGGAGGCCAGCGACUGCAGCACCGAGGCCGAGCCGCGGGGAACCGGCGCCUCCACCCCCGACAUCUCCGUCAGCAGCGACAGCGAGUUCGAGUCCUGA